GAAUGACAGAAAGACUGUUGAAGAUAAUCGCGGAGAGGAGCUGGAAUGCUACUGCUUCGCGGAUUACAGUAACAUUUAUACGUUGUUUUCCAUAAGCACCCAACUCCAGUGCUUGAAUUCAUCAGGAUCUAAAUAAAGGUACGCAAUCCUGAGACAUGUCGGAGGACCUGAGCUCCCAACCCUCCCAACCAUGGUCCAUCAACAAGGAUGACUACGAGCUGCAGGAGGUGAUCGGUGAGUGUGGACAUGAAGCGGAGCUACAGCUGUGGUACAGGCUGCCUACUGUGUGCCCAGGAAGGAGAAGGUCGCCAUCAAACGCAUCAAUCUGGAAAAAUGCCAGACCAGCAUGGAUGAGCUCCUGAAAGAGAUUCAGGCAAUGAGUCAGUGUCACCAUCCCAACAUUGUGUCGUAUUACACCUCGUUCGUGGUGAAGGAUGAGCUGUGGUUGGUCAUGAAGCUGCUUAGUGGUGGCUCUGUGUUGGAUGUUAUAAAGCACAUCAUUUCAAAAGGGGAACACAAGAACGGUGUACUGGAUGAACCCAGUAUAGCUACUGUGCUGAAAGAGGUCCUUCAGGGUCUUGAGUACCUUCACAAAAAUGGACAGAUCCACAGGGAUCUCAAAGCUGGAAACAUCCUGCUGGGGGAGGACGGAUCAGUGCAAAUCGCAGAUUUCGGUGUAAGUGCCUUCUUAGCCACUGGUGGUGACAUGACUCGAAAUAAAGUGCGGAAGACGUUUGUGGGAACGCCAUGUUGGAUGGCUCCAGAAGUGAUGGAGCAGGUGAAAGGUUACGACUUCAAAGCAGACAUCUGGAGUUUUGGGAUCACAGCCAUCGAGCUGGCCACAGGCGCCGCUCCUUACCACAAAUACCCUCCUAUGAAGGUGUUGAUGUUGACCCUGCAGAAUGAUCCGCCUUGCCUUGAGACCGGAAUCACAGAUAAAGAGAUGUUGAAGAAAUAUGGGAAAUCCUUGAGGAAAAUGAUCUCGUUGUGUUUGCAGAAGGACCCAGAGAAAAGGCCAACAUCAUUAGAACUCCUAAAACAUAAAUUCUUCCAGAAAGCCAAGAAUAAUGAAUUUCUGCAGGAGAAAUUAUUACAGAGAGCACCUACAAUUACAGAGAGAGCGAGAAAGGUUCGGCGAGUUCCUGGCUCCAGUGGGAGACUCCAUAAAACAGAAGAUGGAGAAUGGGAAUGGAGCGAUGAUGAACUGGAUGAGGAGAGCGAGGAGGGCAAAGCUGCUGUUGCUGCCUUGCGGUCACCGAGAGUAAAAGAAGGACUCCAGAACACAGAGAUAUUCCAGCCUUUCAGCAGUCACCUCCAGCCUGAACUACCUCAAGCUGCUGGCCAGGGCCCGGCCAACCCUCAACACACUGGCCCAAGUACAACCCCGACCCCGGCUGCGAACCCUGCACAGGCCCCGGUUUCUGGAGGCAAUGCCUCACCAUCCCCCAUCAGUUUAGUAUUAAGGUUAAGAAACUUAAAAAAGGAACUGAAUGACAUACGAUUUGAGUUCAUGCCUGGCAGAGACACAGCAGAUGGGGUUUCUCAGGAGCUGGUAUCGGCUGGCUUGGUAGAUGGGAGAGAUUUAGUUAUAGUGGCUGCUAAUUUGCAGAAGAUAGUCGAAGAGCCUCAUUCCAAUAAAAAUGUCACAUUUAGACUGGCCUCUGGCGUUGAGGGCUCAGAGAUUCCUGAUGAUGUCAAACUCUUGGGAUUUGCUCAGCUCAACAUUAGCUAAACUUUGGCUCUGUGCAGGAAGCCUGACUUGCCUACAAAUGUGAAAGCAAACCAACACUACCGACCGAAUGACACAUUGAUGUAUUUUUUUCCUCUUUCAAUUGCCCUAAAGAAACCACUGUUGCCAAAGAGAAAGAUUCCAUAGCGCCAGCCCAUAGGAUUUCAAACAGCCCAACAGAAGAGUUGCACGAACAUGAGAAUGAGCAGAAUUUGUAGGAAUAUAUUAAAAUAAAGUUGAUGAUUUAGGAUGCAAUCAUUAAAACCAGAUAUAACCUUAAUAUUCUUUUAAUAAUUUUAUUUAAUGUUUUUCCUAGUUUUGCGCAAUCUGACAACCUAAAAAAGAACACUGCAAAAAUGCCUUCAAUGUUAUAUUAAGUCAAACUCAAAGAAGCAUGGAGUUUAUAGAGGAAGCAAAUAGGUUUAGCUAUAAUUCUAGCUUUAUUUUUUAACCUGUAAUUUCUAUUGUUUUGGAGAGAAGCAACUAAUCAUGUUUUGUUACACAGUUUGCAUUAUUUACUUCAGUUUAAACCAGCUUAAUGAACAUUUACGGGAUCUGGUUUUGAUAUUUCCACUUCUGGUUGUUGUACAAAUUUUACUUUUCUCUGCUGUUAUACUCAAGAGCUUGAUUUCUUCAUUGUACGCUGACUAAUAUCAAUACAAACAGAAAAAUUCUCAUAUUUCAGAUUCUGCAGAUUAGCUGAAUAAGAUGAAAUGAUUUAUUCAGUGUCAUUUGAACACUCCUGAAGGCAGUUUUACUGCUUUCCUCUCUUUUUUUUUUUUGCUCUCAACUUGGCACAUUUGCAAAUGUUACUAUCCGUUGCUGCUCUAAAAGUUAUUGUCUUAAUGUUUCUGCACAUUUAUGCAUCACACAUAUCUCCUUUUUUAGAUUUGGCUUCCAUUUGUGAAUUUUGGUUUUAAUUUUUUUGACAUCAUCUAUGACUUUUUAUUUUUGUAAGUCUCUCUGUAAGUCUCUGAGGUACCUGGUGAAACUUUGGUGUUUGGCCUUUUCCUGCUCUGGAAUUGAACUCUUCAUGUGUAUUUGUGUUGUGGAUGAACUCAGUUAAGCAUGUACAUAAUGUAAUUUGCCAUUGGUUUGAUUUUAUAUGGGAUGUUUCACUCAUGGCCUUUGUGUUCUUCAUAAAUAAGGUGAUGGGAGGUGGUGUCCGCUACAAAAGACACAUUGUGAGUGUUGGUUUUUCUUUUUGUCAAUGAGCGUGCCUAGAAUCACAAUGGGGUCUUGUGUUGCAUAAAUCUGCCCGGUGUUUCCAGCAGAUCUGUUCUGAACUGCUGAAGUUUGAGAGGUUGUUUAUUUCACCCAAGAUAUCUCUUUUAAACCCAUCACUAUCUUUGUGCAAAAACAGCCUGGAAUAAUCUUAUCAACUUAAUUAUUUUUAAGCAAUGUUUCACUUGAUUUCUAGUAUUAUUAUUAUAUUAAUCCCCUUUGCCCUUGCUGACAUUUAAUAUUUUAUAUAUAAUUAUAUUAAAUACAGUGGGUACGGAAAGUAUUCAGACCCCGUAAAAUGUUUCAAUCUUUGUUAUAUUGCAGCAAUUUGCGAAAAUCAUUUAAGUUAAAAAAAAUUUCCUCAUUAAUGUACACACAGCACCCCAUAUUGACAGAAAAACAAAGAAUUGUUUACAUUUUUUGCAGAUUUAUUAAAAAAGAAAAACUGAAAUAUCACAUGGUCCUAAGUAUUCAGACCCUUUGCUGUGACACUCGUAUAUUUAUUCACAUUCAGUUUACCGUAAGCAAUAAAUACAAAUUGAAAGCAAAAACAUCAA
This is a messenger RNA of Carassius gibelio (silver crucian carp), 3510 nucleotides long. Its product is annotated as serine/threonine-protein kinase OSR1-like. The coding region runs from base 347 to 1732 and encodes 461 amino acids. The record is from RefSeq and is a predicted model, not a curated record. Gene Ontology annotation, biological process: protein phosphorylation. The transcript is spliced from 18 exons. Gene Ontology annotation, molecular function: protein serine/threonine kinase activity; ATP binding. Lineage: Eukaryota; Metazoa; Chordata; Actinopteri; Cypriniformes; Cyprinidae.